AUGGCAAAAAUAUCUAUGACUACGACUUUGAAAAAAUAUCAGCAGAUCUUCCGGAGUAAUUUGGCAUCUCAGGCUGUGAAAAAAUUACUAUCCAACACGUUGCGUUAUAUGCUACUAAUUCAGACGGCGUGGAUUUUCUGCGGAGUCACGACGUAUGUCGUCAAUUAUAGACACCGAAAGUUGACGUACCGGCAAUGGGUGCCAGACGUUUAUUACUCGUCCCACCUGUUGUACGUCGUCAUCUACGUUUACCAACUUCUGAGCACGUUCUACUGCGCGAACAUGAACAUCGCCUGCGACGCACUCAUAUGCGGCCUUAUGAUGCACGUGUGCUGUCAGAUGGAGAUCUUGGAGUAUCGCUUGAGGAAUAUCAGUCGAGAUACUUUGGGCUACUGCAUACGCCAUCACAACAGCAUACUCGAAUUCACGGGUCUCGUUAACACGAGAUUCGCGCAAAUCAUCGGGUUUCAAUUUGUCAUGAGCACGCUAGUGAUAUGCUCGAAUCUGUUUCAACUCGGCAAAUCGUCAUCGGUAAUCUCGAUGGACAAUCUCGCGUUAAUGGCCUAUACAGUCUGUAUGCUGACGGAGAUAUUUAUCUAUUGCUGGUUCGGGAACAAAGUCAAUCUUACCCGACGCAUUUUUUUUUUAAUUAACCGCUUUCUAGAGAUGCGCGUUUUGAAAUUGACGUUUAUGAUCGUCAUAUUCGCCGGCUGUUUCCGACCGUUAUCGUGGCUAUCGCGGUUCAAACGUGCUGCCUACAAUAUUUACAGAAUAUUAAUAAUCACCUUUUUAUACACUUUCGCGUCGUUGCAAUUCAUGGACAUCGUCCUGAACGUCGAUAAUCCCGACGAUUUCAUCGACAAUUUGUACAUGAUGCUGAAUGUGUCCGUAUCUGGCUACAAAUUGUUCAUCAUGUGGGUAAAUUACGAGGAUAUCGUGGAUAUAAUUAAUAGCCUCACCAAGGAGCCGUUCAAACCGUUGGACUCGGGUGAAAUGGAGAUCCGUCGCAAGUUCGACGCGCUAAUUAGGGCAAACACGCUGCGUUACGCGAUUCUGAUCGAGACGUCAUGGACAUGCACCGGAUUGACGUCGUUGCUCAUCGAUUUCAGACAAGGGAGGCUAACGUACCGGGAAUGGGUGCCGUACGACUAUUGUUCAUCUUACGCGUUGUUUUUUGUCACAUACGUUCAUCAGUUUUUAAGCACGUUCUACUGCGCCACCGUGAACGUCGCUUGCGAUACCUUGAUAUGUGGCCUCUUGAUGCACGUGUGCUGUCAGAUGGAGAUCUUGGAGUAUCGCUUGAAUAAGAUCAGCCAAGAUAAUCUGAGCUACUGUAUACGUCAUCACAACAGUAUAUUCAAACUUGCGCGCAAAAUAAACGCGAAGUUCACGCAGAUCAUCGGAUUCCAGUUUGUAGUGAGCACAUUGAUAAUAUGUUCCAAUUUAUUUCAAUUGAGCAAAUCGACGAUGAGCGCGGACAAUAUCGAGCUGAUUGUGUAUACAUGCUGCAUGCUGACGGAAAUAUUUAUCUAUUGCUGGUUCGGAAACAAAGUUAAAUCGAAGAGUCUUCAAUUGGCGGAGAACGUUUAUCAAACGCAAUGGCCAGCGCUGAGCAACAGCGUCAAAAAGAGCCUGCUGAUAGUUAUGAAACGCGCGAUCGUGCCCAUCGAGAUCGUCACCGCGUAUAUCCUCCCUCUGAACUUGGACUCCUUCGUAGCUUUCAUGACUAUCGUUCUGAACGUUGAGAAUUCCAACGAAUUCAUCGACGCUUUGUACAUGAUGCUGACCGUGCUAGUUGCAGCCUACAAGCAAACCUUCAUGUGGGUGGAUCGCAAAAACGUCAUGAUGGUAAUCGACCAACUCACUGAGAUACCCUUCACACCACAUGAGUUGCACGAGGUGACGAUACGACGAAAAUUCGACAAAAUGAUACAGAACAACACGUUGCGCUACCUGAUUCUCGUGAUGAUGUCGAUCACAUCGAUACUCCUAACGUCCUUCUUCACGGUGCUAACUGAGAGAAAUCUGACGUACAAAGCGUGGGUGCCGUUCAAUUAUUCGUCGUCCUCCGUCGUGUUCUUUCUCGUGUACAGCUACCAGUUGAUAGGCAUGUCGACCUCCGGUAUAGUAAACGUCGCUUGCGAGAGCAUAAUUUGCGGAUUCCUGUUGCACAUCUGCUGCCAGCUCGAGAUCUUAGAGUACCGAUUGACGAAGAUCUCGCGGAACCGCGACGUCUUGGGCGACUGUGUUUAUCACCACAACCGCAUUUUUACAUACGCGUGCGAAGUGAAUAACAUGUUUGCGAAGAUAAUUGCUAGCCAGUUCGCGGUGAGCAUGCUAGUGGUAUGCUCGAAUCUGUUUCGAAUAGCCAUGGCGGAGGACUACACGAGCAUCGUUCCGUUUAUAUUCUAUACCAGCGCGAUAUUGGCGCAAAUCUUCAUCUACUGUUGGUUCGGCAAUGAAGUCAAGUUGAAAAGCCAGCAAGUGAUGAAAAGCAUCUACGAAAUAAACUGGCCAGGCCUUAGCAAUAGCAACCAGAAAUCCCUCCUGUUGAUUAUGAGGCGUACGAUGAUUCCGAUCGAGUUCAGCAGCGCAUAUAUUAUCACGAUGAAUCUCGACUCGUUCGUGGCCGUCAGUAUAAUUCACUUAAGACGAUUAUUCGUCGCGGGUUACAAACAAAUUUGCAUAUGGAAGGAUCGCAGAAAUGUCACGUGGAUGAUUGACGCCCUUAGCGGGAAAACCUUCAGUCCGUCGGAAUCGGACGAAAUGCUGAUUCGAAGGAAGUUCGAUAAGAUGAUACAGGACAACACCUUGCGGUAUUUAACCCUCGUGAUGACGGCGGUCGCGUCGGUACUUUUGUCAUCCGUCUUAUUCGACUACAUGAACGGCAACCUGACGUACAGAGUGUGGAUGCCGUUCGACUAUUCGGGAUCUGCUGCGUUUACCUUCGUGUUCACUCACCAAAUGAUAGGCAUGUCGACCUCCGGCUUGGUGAAUGUCGCUUGCGAGAGCCUGGUCUGCGGUCUUUUGCUGCACAUAUGCUGCCAGUUCGAAAUCCUGGAAUACCGAUUGACCAAGAUCACGCGAGAUCGAGAUAUCCUGCGCGACUGUAUUCGUCACCACAACAUGAUAUUCGAAUACGCGAACGCGAUGAGCAACACGUUCGCGAAAAUAAUCGCUAUUCAGUUCGCAGUGAGCAUGCUAGUGGUAUGCUCGAAUCUGUAUCGAAUAGCUAUGGCGGAGGACUAUGUGAAAUUUAUUCCAUUGAUGUUGUAUACAGGCUGCAUGUUGGCACAGAUUUUCAUCUACUGUUGGUUUGGAAACGAAGUCAAGUUGAAAAGUCUUCACUUGGCCAAUAGCAUUUAUAAUGUCAAGUGGCCGGAGCUUAACAACAGGAGCAAGAAGUCACUUUUAAUAAUCAUGAAACGUGCAACGAACCCCAUCGAAUUUAGUAGUGCGUACAUUAUCACGCUGAAUCUAGAAUCGUUUGUAUCCUUACUUAAAAUGUCGUACUCGACUUUCAAUCUGCUACAUCAAACCCAAGAAUGA
Molecule: messenger RNA, 3549 nt
Organism: Dinoponera quadriceps
Lineage: Eukaryota; Metazoa; Arthropoda; Insecta; Hymenoptera; Formicidae
Exons: 17
Coding region: 1-3549 (1182 amino acids)
Biological process (GO): sensory perception of smell; detection of chemical stimulus involved in sensory perception of smell
Cellular component (GO): plasma membrane
Molecular function (GO): olfactory receptor activity; odorant binding
Source: RefSeq, a predicted model, not a curated record